This is a messenger RNA of Hyalella azteca, 1922 nucleotides long. RefSeq lists its product as uncharacterized. Lineage: Eukaryota; Metazoa; Arthropoda; Malacostraca; Amphipoda; Hyalellidae. The transcript has 6 exons. The record is from RefSeq and is a predicted model, not a curated record. The coding region runs from base 285 to 1823 and encodes 512 amino acids.
UCGCAGUCUGCGGCUGACUUUGAAGCUUCGCAAUAAAUUCUUAAAAUAGCGGCCAUUUAACGCUGAAAUUUAACAACGAAUUAACUACCUUUGCUUUCUCAAUAUUUAUAGUAAUAUCUAGUUCAAGAAAAGUUAUUGAAUGAGUGACAUUUUCCAAAGUUCAUGCUGUGAGCGCACGUCAAAAUUCGGACGUUGGUCUAUGUUAAAGCAUAAAAUAGUGUCUUUAUUUAUUGAAUAAUUUGUAGAGUUUCGCGACUUGCAUACAAAGAACCCAUCCUGCCAAGAUGCUGCUAGUGAGACCAACGAUUGGGUGGCUGGGCUACUUCGUGAUCAGACAGUCUCCCCAACGCCUGGGGCUGGUCCUAGGGAUUUGCUCCCUCGCUACCCUCAUCAUUUUGUGGGAAUCUCAACAUACCCUCAACCUUACCUACGACUCGCCUGGACCGUACCCCCCUCCCGUAAUUAUCAUUUCACCCCCCGACGGGGGGCACAUGACGGCCUGGGAUGCGUGUGGCAUCGAAGCCGCCACUCGUAACGUCGAAGUCAAAACCAAAGAGAAAACGACUUCCGUCAAGAAACCGCAACUCGCAGACCAUGAAGAACUGCAAAAACUCCUUGAGAACUUGCGCAAUCCCAUGACGAUAGACGAAGCGAAGUUGCUUAAGAGGGACGAUGACAGAGAGGGAACUGACGAAGGCAGACGUGAAGAAGAUACCCUCAGUCGCCUGCACCUCGCGCUGGACGAACACGAUCUCAUGGCGCAGAAAAUACAUGACAAGUUCGCCUUCCAAUCACCAGACUUGGUUUCCGAAAAGCUUUUGGAUGAACCCGAGGAUGAACAACUGAGACAACAGCAGAACGAAGAGAAGAAGGAGGAGAAAGGCGAACAUAUGGACGAACAGAAGGAUAAAGAAGAGAAAGGCGAACACAUGAACGAAGAGAGGGAUAAACAGAUGAAUAAUAAUCAGGAAACAAACAAGGAUGAUCUCAAACCCGGAGAAGUUAAGCUCGUAUGGGACGCGAAGCGGUCGGCGGUGCGACAGGUGUGGGUGUACAGGUGGACAUCCACGGUGUUCAGGGGGGACUCUUGGACGCACUUUGUGAACAAGUUGCCGGGUGUUCACCUCAACUACUUUGACGCCAAGAGGGCGACCCUGAGAACCCAGCUGCGGUCCUGGCGCUACGGAGCUGGUCUCAGCACCUGGACCAGCUGGGUCAGCUGGAUCACCGCCUCCCUCAGCCUGCUGUGGUCCUCUGGAGGAAUAGUCAUCCCUAUGGGGGUGAUUCUGACCCAACCCCUCACCCUCUCCAUCAUGAAUAAAGGGGAAGGCAUCCUCAUGGGUGAGGCGGGGAUCAGGGGGGAUACUCCCCCCGCCUGGAGUCUCCCUCACAUGGGGGGCGUUUCCCCCCUCGUGUUCGGAGUGCCCCCUCGCCACCCAAUUGUGUCCGAGGCUAUGAAGCUCAUGCUGGAGAACGACACCCUGAUGUCAGCUCAGCCAGCUGACACCUCCCCCUCCUCCCCCCACUCGUUCCUGACCCCCGUAACCCCCCUGCUGACGGGGGCGGUGAAGGGGGCGUGUGGGUCAGGGGUCGGGGGGCCCUGUGAACUCUUCACCCUCCUCCCCCCUGACGCUGCUGUCGCCGUUGACGUCAUGCAGCUGGAUGAGCCCCACGCCCUGGGGACGCUGCUGCACUACGCAAGUCCCCCCGAGUUCCUCCACAACCCCAGCCUGGUGCUAGACCUCUUCAGGGGUCUGAGGCUGCACAGGUUCUGCCCCAGGGUCUCGGACGAGGUCUACACCAGACCCUUGAGGGACCUCUAGUUACACCAGACCCUUGAGGGACCUUUAGUUACGCCAGACCCUUGAGGGACCUCUAGCUACACCAGACCCUUGAGGGACCUCUAGUUACACCAGACCCUU